CUCAGCUUCCUUCUCCAGCACUUAAACCAACUAACACCCUAGCAAGAGCACCAAACCUACUUCGCAAUCUCUUGUCUUAGCUAGCUAAUAUAUUUGGUCUUUCACUUAAAAGAAAAGGAAAGAGUAGAAGAAAAAAUACAAAUAUUAUAUUAUAUGAAGGCAUUGGGACCAAAAGCAAUCAUUUCAAGUUUGAUCAGUUUGUAUAGCUAAAGUGGGCAAUAGCUGUUAGGUUAUUAAAACUCACCUUCCCUAGCCCUAUUGCCCAAUCUUCUUUCAUAUAUAUGCUUCAAAUGAUGUUCUCUUUUCUUAUUUAUAGAAAUAUAUACCAUUAGAUUCAGAAUAGCUAUAACAAGCAAAUAAGGCCUUGAAGAAAAUGAGUACAGCAAGAUUUAUCAAAUGUGUUACUGUGGGAGAUGGGGCUGUGGGAAAGACAUGUAUGCUCAUUUCUUAUACAAGCAAUACAUUUCCAACGGAUUACGUUCCCACAGUGUUUGACAACUUCAGUGCCAAUGUGGUAGUUGAUGGUAGCAUUGUGAACCUCGGCCUAUGGGAUACUGCAGGACAAGAAGAUUACAACAGGCUAAGGCCAUUAAGCUACAGAGGAGCAGAUGUGUUUCUGUUGGCCUUUUCUCUGAUCAGCAAAGCCAGUUAUGAAAACAUUUCCAAAAAGUGGAUUCCAGAGCUUCGACAUUAUGCGCAAAACGUGCCAAUUGUACUUGUGGGAACAAAACUUGAUUUGAGAGAUGACAAGCAAUAUAUUCUUGAUAAUCCUGGGACAGCAGUAAUAACAACGGCACAGGGAGAAGAAUUAAAGAAAUCGAUUGGUGCCGUCAUGUACAUUGAGUGCAGCUCAAAGACUCAGCAGAAUGUGAAGUCGGUUUUCGAUGCUGCAAUAAAGGUGGCUUUGCGGCCACCAAAACCGAAGAAAAAGCAAUGCAAACAAAGAUCCUGCUCCUUCCUCUAAAUUCCAAUCAUCGACGUUAACAUUCAAAUCAUUAUAAUAUUAAUUUCUUCUUUAUAUAAAAAGAUAUAUAUAUAUAUACCUAA
Molecule: messenger RNA, 1047 nt
Organism: Cannabis sativa
Lineage: Eukaryota; Viridiplantae; Streptophyta; Magnoliopsida; Rosales; Cannabaceae
Product: rac-like GTP-binding protein RAC13
Exons: 7
Coding region: 374-964 (196 amino acids)
Biological process (GO): establishment or maintenance of cell polarity; regulation of actin cytoskeleton organization; cortical cytoskeleton organization
Cellular component (GO): plasma membrane; nucleus; cell cortex
Molecular function (GO): protein kinase binding; GTPase activity; GTP binding
Source: RefSeq, a predicted model, not a curated record